This is a messenger RNA of Zychaea mexicana, 618 nucleotides long. RefSeq lists its product as uncharacterized. The record is from RefSeq and is a predicted model, not a curated record. Lineage: Eukaryota; Fungi; Mucoromycota; Mucoromycetes; Mucorales; Lichtheimiaceae. Bases 1 to 618 code for a protein of 205 amino acids. The transcript has 5 exons.
AUGUUUCGGUGCAACGAUGACAAUAACAACAACGGAAGCAGCAGUGUGAGUCGUGAUGAGGAGACCAACGGUAGUAGCAUCAAGAACGAUGGCAGCAGCAGCCUCCUAGCAAAGGAUCCAAGAGAUCCCGGUCUACCCGCCGUAAAUUCAUUCGUCCUCGACGUGGGUGAUCCAGUGUGGAAGGAUAUCCUCACUGAUGAGCAAUAUGCCAUCAUCACCUCUGCUGGAAACCGUGCUUUCCUUCCCCUUUCAAGCGCUGUUAAAGCCAUCUUCGAUCUGACGUCCGCUGCUUGCAAAGCUGCAAUUAAGGCACAAGAGGUCAAAGCCCUCGGCCCUUACAAUCCGUAUGAUGAAUGUGAUGAAGAUUGGUUGCAGGAUCUGCUUCUGAGAUUCCUGCACCUGUACAGGUGGAAUGUCGUAAACUGGGUCUCUACCAGUGGAUCCGAAAUGGAUUUCGUGGCUCACGUUUGGUCACUUUUGGACGAGUGCUUUGAGAGCCUCAAUGUCCAAACACGAAGAGACCAAACGUGUAUCGCCACCAGCACUGAUGAAAACCGUGGUAGAGUUGUCAAUGACAAGGCCGUUGAAAAUCAGCGAGAAAGUUCCGACCUGACUUGA